UUGGGGAUCGCUGAAUAACAUCAACACAUGGAUAUCCGGUUACAAAGGUAUAAAGAGCCCACACAACCCGGAUGUCGCAAUGAUAUAAUGCACUACCGAUAGUUGUGUGCAGUGUGCAGACAUAUUUAAAAUCUCGUGUGAAAUGAUGGAUUGAGCUUAACUCGUGGCGUACAACCAUUACCAAGUGAACGAUGAGGACGAAUGUAUGGUUCGCUGCUGUUGUGGCAACUGAACUUUUGUGUAAAGUUUCAGGACAAAUACCCUCCUGCAAACUGGACAUAAGUCGUACACCGGGUACCAAGCAUAGUCUUACAAUGAAACCUGGUCUAACAAUGUACCCUGAAUAUGGCCUUACAACAGACCCUCGACAUGGCCCUACCACAGACCGUGAUAGUAAACUGGAACCAAAUGUAGUGAGUAUCGAUUGUCUUAUUAACGACAGGGCCACGUGGAAUUUUUCCUUGAUUAAGGAAUGGACGUCUGAAAAUAGUUUUGGUCCAGUGCAUGUGUUCAUCACGUGUCAGCCAGGAGGGCGCGUGCAUUUACGACGUCCGGUCAAAGCCAAUAAUCUGGAGAAACUUCAUAUCAAGUCUUGCGACAUAAUUGGUAUCGAUGAUACAGAUUUUUCUGAACAAACCUAUCGACAGAACUACACUAUACGGCACCUGCGGAUAGAGGAUUCAAACUUCGUUAUACUAUUUUCUGAACUGUGGACGUUUUACAUGACCAACUAUCAGCAAAAUAAAGACCAAUAUCCUUGUGGUUAUCCGCCCAGUCUGGAGCGACUUACCUUCAGAAACACCAAUCAUACUUUCGUGCUGGAUGAGGUCAUAUCGAAAAGUGAGCUUAAUGAACUAACCGUGAAAAUCAAACAGUAUAACAGGAACAAACUCCAGUGUACUUACCCGGACCUGAACUACUUGGAGUUCACUGAGAUUUAUGAAAGCAGUGAAACGAAACUCUACGAACAGUUCCUCCACAAGUGUAUCUAUCCUAGUCUGAAAGUCAUGAACAUUUCUCACCUCUUACUGAGCCGUGCUCCUGACCAACUUUCCAAGUUCCGAUGGGAUAUUGAUUUCCCCAAGUUGGAGCUGAUCGACUUGUCUCAUAACCAAAUCACGGCUAUCGACUUCACUAACCCUCCUCCGAAAGGAAAACGUUUGACAGUUGACCUAUCUCAUAACCAAAUAUCCAUCCUGCGUCAGCCCAGUCUACAGAAUCUACGGAACUUUUAUCCCGGUGUUGUCAACCUUAGAGGGAACCAGUGGGUGUGUAACUGUUCUCAACAAGACUUUGUCAAGUUUCUGCAGGAGGAGGAUGGUCCAGUCAUCGACGAAUACGCCUACCUAGGCGAGGCAAAGUGCAGCAGACCGGUGUCAAGGCAUGGACAAUAUAUAAAAAUUGUCAAAGACUUGUGCGGGCAAAGAUCGGACACGCACCUAUCUCAUAUUGUACUUUAUAUUUGCUUGCCACUUUUGGUCCUGUGCUUCGUUGUUAUCAUUGUUCUUGUCAGAUUUAGGCGAGAAAUUCGAGUCCUUGUGUUUACGAGAUUCACGUUGGCGAAUAUGUGUCUGUUUGUUCCUGUACCGUCGUCGUCCAAGAGUGUGGAGAAGGACUUCGACGCCUUCGUGUCCUAUAGCUCACUGGACGAGACGUGGGUUUACAACAUGUGCCGUCAACUUGAGGAAUCCGUCCACAAGUUCCGAUUGUGUCUCCACCAUAAACAUUUUAUUCCCGGCGCCUGCAUCUCUGACAACAUAAUAAACAGCGUGGAGCGAAGCAGACACACGAUUAUGGUACUAUCUCCCAACUUCUUAAAGAGUGAAUGGUGUAUUCUGGAAUUUCGAAAAGCCUUCCAUCAAAGUUUGAUGGAGAAUGAGCGCCAUUUGGUAGUGGUAAUGUUAGAGGGGCUUGACGAAUCAUGUGUACAUGCCGACUUGAAACAUUUUCUUAAGACAUACACAUACCUUAAGGUGUCGGAUUUUUUCUUCUGGGACAAACUUGUGUACGCGCUGUCAAAGCACUGGAAAGAUCAUCCCAAAAAGCGCCAAUUAGACCCUGGUGGAGAUAAAAGCGCGUCUGAAGCGCUUGUGAGUGUCGUUAAGUCAGUGUAAACCUCAAAUUAGAAUCAAUCGUUUAUAUACUAUACAUAUCAUCUCCAGUUCUCUUCUUGCCUUUUGUGUUGGUUUGGAGCCACGUUCAUGCUAUCUCCUAUCCAUUUACUGUACUUGUCGUCUUCAGUUCACUUCCGGCUUUUCCACUCUUUGUUCCGCGUGCUAUCUCCUCAAUUUUAUGUUCAUAGUCCAUAUACUGUACGUAUUAUCUAUCAUCGCCAGUUCACUUCUGUUCGUUGGUAUUUUCAAGGUCAGAUGCAGUAUCCUAGCCAAAUACUGUUUAUAUAUUGUCUCCAUUUCAUUACGUCCGUUAGUAUUGUCGAGGUCAGAUGCAGUAUCCUAUCAAAUACUGUUUAUAUAUUGUCUCCAUUUCAUUACGUCCGUUAGUAUUGUCGAGGUCAGAUGCAGUAUCCUAUCAAAGACUGUUUAUAUAUUGUCUCCAUUUCAUUACGUCCGUUAGUAUUGUCGAGGUCAGAUGCAGUAUCCUAUCAAAUACUGUGCAUAUUAUCUCCAGUUUACUUCUGUUCGUUAGUAUUGUCGAGGUCAGAUGCAGUAUCCUAUUUAUAUAGUGUAUACAUUGUCUACAAGUACUAUCAUGUAGAUUUCUGUAACAUUUAAUGAAUCCAAUCCUAGUAAUUUAAAUGAAGUAUACCGAAGCAUGUAUAUUGUGUAUAAAAGUGCCAUACAUGUCUCAAAAACUUAUUGUGAUGUUAGGGAUUCAUGUCGAGGUCCUGUGUCCAGUAAGUCGCAGUGAUGUACAUGUAUUUUGAAGAAAAAGAAAUAAGCUUUUAAUGAAUAAUAUGAUUUUAUGUUAUUUUUUAAAGUUGUCUCAGUAUCGGCAUAUUGUGCGAUUUACGCAGUAUCAAAAAUAAAAGUUUUGUGAAUCAA
Messenger RNA from Ylistrum balloti, 3002 nucleotides. RefSeq names its product toll-like receptor 4. Lineage: Eukaryota; Metazoa; Mollusca; Bivalvia; Pectinida; Pectinidae. Gene Ontology annotation, cellular component: membrane. Bases 192 to 2114 code for a protein of 640 amino acids. Gene Ontology annotation, biological process: toll-like receptor signaling pathway; immune response. Gene Ontology annotation, molecular function: transmembrane signaling receptor activity. The transcript has a single exon. The record is from RefSeq and is a predicted model, not a curated record.